Messenger RNA from Ectocarpus sp. CCAP 1310/34, 776 nucleotides. The record is from the annotation of a GenBank genome assembly. NCBI's taxonomy places the organism in Eukaryota, Phaeophyceae, Ectocarpales, Ectocarpaceae.
CAGCAGUGAUCUCACAUGCCUCGGUGUUGGUGGUACGGCUGUACCUCUGCCCUCUGCCUAUCGUCCUGACCUUCUCUCGGUAUCUCGCUUCCCUGUCCUGCACAAGAACAAGAGCAAGCCGUCGCACAGGCACACCGGUCACGUGAGCAAUAUCCCGGGCGCAGACAAGCAAACGUCCGUUCACCUCGUGUGAGCGGGGGGACAAGAAAUUGGCCCAUACCAGAAAACAACCUGAGAACGCGGGCCCGCCAAUUUUCGAGAUGCCCUCGGCCAGGGCAGAUGACAAGGCCGCGGCAACGAGGUUCGGCUUAUGCGCCGCGGGGCGGAACUCGCUCGUGUUCCUCGCCUUGUCGGUCUUCGCGGGGCGAGGGUGUCUGUCUUUCGUCCCGUUUCCGUGCCCGCCUACAUCAGCCAGCAGCAGCAGCAGCGCUGGUGCCCGAAGCGGGGCGUUCGGCCGACAAAGUCGGGUCCGGGGGGUGAGAGGGGACCACAUGGGGCCUGCUGACGACGGUAGGCGUGAAAGGACACCAUCGUGUCGGCGUCCUACGGAGGGUUUCGUGCUAGGGGCGGCUGGCGUCGGAGCAGCUGGAGGUGAAGGAGUCGAGGAGGAGGAGAAGGAGGAGGAGAAGGAGGAGGAGAAGGAGGAGGAGAAGGAGGAGGAGAAGGAGAAGGAGGAGGAGAAGGAGGUUGAUGUGGUGGUGAUUGGGGCCGGCAUCGGUGGCCUCACCUGCGCGGCGCUGCUGGCCCAGGUGAGACGCGGCAUGAAAAGUGUGUAG